Messenger RNA from Macroventuria anomochaeta, 894 nucleotides. RefSeq lists its product as uncharacterized. The transcript has a single exon. The record is from RefSeq and is a predicted model, not a curated record. The coding region runs from base 1 to 894 and encodes 297 amino acids. NCBI's taxonomy places the organism in Eukaryota, Fungi, Ascomycota, Dothideomycetes, Pleosporales, Didymellaceae.
AUGGGUAUGUGUGUAGUAGAGAAAAUCGCUGCGCUGAUGUGUGGGUGCGAGGUUCUGCCUUGUACUGGCGCAGAGAGCUGGACGAGGGACGACGAUGCGCUCUGGGGUGUCGUUACCCGUGUAGACGAUGAAGAUGUUGGGAUGUGUGAAGAUGAUGCCGCCGAAGAACGACAGGACCUUCCUCGCUCGUCGUCAGGUAGCAAGGAUGAAGUUGAAGAUAGAGUGCAAGCUCUCCACCGCCGCGAUAAUAUGGACAUCAUGAUGCACCCAAAAGAGAAGCGCGUAUGGGCCUGGCUUGACAACAUCAGCUCCAUGUACUCGCCGCGUAUAGUACUGCCCUCUCCAAUCGCCACUUCAUCGAAGACUGAAAUAAAUGGCGGACCCAUCUCCCCACUGGAUAUAAACAACACUGCCAUGAGGCCCAUCUGUCCGUUCUGCAACACAGACUGGCAAACCAUGAAGGACUUCGAGAAGGCAGAGCAUAUGCUGUCCCAUUCGCACAUGGAGCUCAAACACGCCACUACAGCGGCGUCAAGGAUUGAUGCUAUGGGGGUUGGUGUCAAGCGGAGGCACAGUUUCUUGAGUGUAAGGACAUUGCGGAGUUAUCAUGUUAAUCAGGGGAAGGGGAAGAUGAUGUUAAAGGCAGAUUCGGCUGCUUCCCUGCUUGAGCACUGGACGAAUUUCGGGGGAGAGGAUAGUCCAUUUACGGGGGAGUAUAGGAGGGCGAAACAGGGAAGGGCGCUAGAGAGGAGGGGGAGUGCGGUUUGGGAUCAAGAUGGGGAAGAGGAGGAUGUGAGAGAGUGGUUUGGUGAUGACGAGGAAGAGGACAAGAGGCUGGGAUCGAGGACGAAACGAGUCUCUCAAGCCGGUGGGGAAAGACAUCGUUUCGUUUGA